This is a messenger RNA of Phragmites australis (common reed), 1598 nucleotides long. RefSeq names its product probable RNA 3'-terminal phosphate cyclase-like protein. Gene Ontology annotation, biological process: ribosome biogenesis; endonucleolytic cleavage of tricistronic rRNA transcript (SSU-rRNA, 5.8S rRNA, LSU-rRNA). The record is from RefSeq and is a predicted model, not a curated record. Gene Ontology annotation, molecular function: RNA endonuclease activity. Gene Ontology annotation, cellular component: nucleolus. The transcript is spliced from 6 exons. Bases 142 to 1275 code for a protein of 377 amino acids. Lineage: Eukaryota; Viridiplantae; Streptophyta; Magnoliopsida; Poales; Poaceae.
CUCUCCCACUCCAACCUCAAGCCGCGGCCGCCAACCCUCGUCGGCGCGCGCAAAACCCUAGCCCCUCCCCGCUUCCGCCGCACGAUCCACCCCCACCUUGCGAGGCGAACGAAGGAACCCGCUCCGGCUCCGGCAGCGAGAAUGGGGCUGGACAAGACCCGGAGGCUCUCCGGCAGCCGCCACUUCCGGCAGCGGCUGGUGCUGGCGACGCUGACCUCCACCGCCGUCACCAUCGAGGACAUCCGCUCCGGGGACGCCGCGCCGGGCCUCCGCCCGUACGAGGUCUCCCUUCUCCGCCUCCUUGACAAGAUCUCCGACCACCACAACCUCGACCUCAACGAGACAGGGACGAAGCUGAGGUACAAGCCGGGGGUGAUUGUAGGGGGAAAGGGCCUGGAGCACGACUGUGGGGUGCACCGGGGGAUCGGCUACUUCCUAGAGCCGCUCAUACUGCUUGGUCUCUUCGCCAGGGCGCCCAUAUCGGUUCGGCUCAAAGGAAUCACCAAUGAUACGAAGGACCCUUCCGUUGACACUUUCCGAAUGACUACCCUGCAUAUGCUCAAGCAUUUUGGUGUUCCUCUGGAAGGGUUGGAGCUAAAAAUUGACAGCCGGGGAUCUCCUCCUCUUGGUGGUGGUGAAGUGUUUCUCCGGGUUCCCAAUAUAAAUAGUACACUAACGGCAGCAAACUGGGUUGAUGAAGGUAUGGUGAAGAGGAUACGGGGUGUUUCAUUCUCCACUAGAGUGUCUCCGCAGAUUGAACAUCGCAUUAUCUAUGCUGCACGUGGGAUUUUCAAUCGAUUCAUUCCUGAUGUUCAUAUAUUCACUGAUCAUAGAUCUGGUUCUGCUGGUGGGAGGUCAGCAGGCUAUGGUGUAUCUUUAGUUGCUGAGACCACCACAGGCUGUCUGCUCUCUGUUGAUGCCACAGUGAGCUAUCCUAAUGUUGACGAAUUAAAUGAAGAAUCUGAGAAGCCUGAGCUGAUGUCACCAGAGGAUCUUGGCGUUCAAGCUGCAUCAAUGCUACUAGAAGAGGUUGCUCAAGGAGGAGUUGUUGAUUCAACACAUCAGGGCCUUCUGUUUAUCCUGUGUGCUUUAUGCCCACCUGAUGUAUCAAAGGUUCGUGUCGGUCAGUUGACUCCUUAUGCAAUAGAAACGCUUCGAAACAUCAGAGAUUUUCUUGAUGUCAAGUUCAUUAUCAAGCCCGAUCCCAAUUCAAACACCGUUACCUUAAAAUGUGUUGGUGCGGGAGUGAAGAAUCUUGCUCGGAAGAUUUCAUAAGGAACCGGAUCAUGAAGCUCAUCGAAGCUUUAGGGAUACAACAAGACUUCCUAGUGUCCUGCAAAGAAGGGCUGCUUGUAAUUCCAAACCAUAUUGUUGGUCUAGUAGCUAUUGCUGCUGAAAUUUUGUUCGAGGAGCAUGAGAUAUUUAAUUUCUCAGGUUAUGCUGAUCUAAGCUAUUUGUCUGAAGGGAUUUGUCCGAUCAAUUUCUGUAUCAUCAUUGUUUGACUGUAGGUCUGUAGCAAGUAGCAACCGCCAUUCAGUUUCUAUUUGCUGAGACAAGCUGGUACAUGCAAAUGAAAAAGGAUGCAUAUGUUUGGACUU